ACGUGAUGCUGAGCAACAAAACAAACAAACACAAGAUUGAACUUGGUAACUAGACAAGACGGGACCCGUAGACUCCUCCGAGCGCAUCGCAUCGCAUCGCAUCGCAGCGCGUCUCUUCCAUUCUACCCCCCACCUCAAUUCAACAACCACUAAAGACAAUGGAUCCAACCGACGACCCCCAACGACUCGAAGAGUCGCUAGAUACCGACAUCGCGUCCAUCCGCGCAGAGAUCCGAACCCUCGAACGCCGCAAACGCUUCCUAGCCAGCAGCAUCCUCUCGUCCUCUCGAAUCCAAACCCACCUAAAAGCCCUCCCGCCAUCAACCCUUACGACGCUCACGGAAAAAAUAACCCCCCUGGUCCACGCCGCCGAGAAACACACUGAAGUGAACCACCACCGCAUCGCCUUCUCGGCCACCACGUUCCCAUUUAAAGACCCCUCGCCGAAUACCGACGAUCCGAAUCUCCUGGGCGUGAGGAUCGAUCUGUGUAAACGGGAUGGACGAUUCGCGAAGCCGUAUUAUUUGUUGCUGAAGCGGGUGGCUGGGAGUGCGACUGCGACUGCGGGCAAGGAGAGGAAGGAGAUGGGUGCGGGACGGUUGAAGGUGCAUAGACAUACGAUUCCGGCGUUUAUUCCGAUGGAGGGGUUAGAGAAGGUUUAUUUGCCGGCGACAGCGAACAACGGACAAGAGGAUGGACAACAAGAAGAAGAAGAAGAAGAAGAGGCGACGCUGAAGCCAUGGAAGAAGAAGAAGUCAAGAAAACAAGAUCUGCAAGGCCUAGUACGGGAAUUGCGGCGUCAGCUGGUGGCGUGGCAGCUACGGACGGAUGCGAUCGGUCUGCUACGGGAGAAGUUGGGGGUUGUGCGGCGCGGGGUGGAUGACUAUCAAGACGACGAUGGGGUGUGGGAGCGGAGUUUUCUGGAUCAAAAGGAGACGAAGCUGGCGGCGAACGAGUGGGGGAUUGUGUCGCUGGGACCGACGGCGCUGGAGGCUGUGUAUGUGCGCGUGGAAUGGACCAACGGACAGGUGGGACGGUUCAAGAUCUCGAAUUCGGGUAUCGUGGAGCGGGCGGUGGUGAUUGGGGAUGAUGGGAGAGAUAAAGCGUUGGAGGUGGCAUUGACGGGUGGUAAUGGGAGAGUGGAAACUGUUCUUGACCGGUUGAAGAAACAUGCAGAGACCAAGGAGUGAGUGUUUGAGAUAAUUGUUGGAGUUUACUGGGCUGGCUUAUUAUGAUGCGAUGAUACCCACAUAGCCUACUAUCAAUUCUACUUGUAUU
Molecule: messenger RNA, 1278 nt
Organism: Aspergillus melleus
Lineage: Eukaryota; Fungi; Ascomycota; Eurotiomycetes; Eurotiales; Aspergillaceae
Exons: 2
Coding region: 159-1190 (343 amino acids)
Cellular component (GO): kinetochore; Mis6-Sim4 complex
Source: RefSeq, a predicted model, not a curated record